ACGAGUUUGAUAUUUUUUAAAAGCAUUUUCGUAAGUAUUUCAUCAAAUAAAUUUUUUUAAUUAUUAGAACACAUUCUAGAAAAAUUCGAACGCCUCAGGCAAAGUAAAAUAACUUUUCAUUUAUUUGUCUUCUAUUAAAAAUUUGCAUCAAAAAGUUUCAAUUAAAAAUAAGGUGAACUCAAAAAUUCCACAGUUACGUACUAUCGAUUUAGUAAAUGUUUCUAAAACUUGUGCGCAGCCUCCGUAUGAAUCCAGUGGUUCUCAUUGACUUUUCUAACGACAUCUUUACGCUUCUUCCGAACUUAUAAAAUAUUAUUAUCAAAAUACUCAGAUAUUUAAUUAUAUUUGAAAGAUUAAUAUUAUCGAAAAUAUUAAUUAAUUAGAAAAUUUAAUGUAAGUCGUUAGAAAGUAUUUUUUUUUAUUCUUCUUAUUACAUAAUAUUUAGAUUAUAUUAGAGGCGCAUAUUUAAGUAUAUUUAGAUUGGAACAACGAUUUCAUUCAUAUUUGAGAUUACUUUUCGUCCCAUCACUAUACCGGAAUAUUAUCGUUAUUAUUUCACAUCGUCGCUACUACGUCGAUAUUACGUAACUGGCUGUCUCUAAUACAAUCAGGAAAACUUGAGCGACCCAACUAACGACGACGAUCUUUCCGUCAAACGUAUAUAUACGUAUAUCUACAUCGACGCUUUCUAACAGCGUGGUUAGCGUCAUUCAGUGUUACUCUUUUGAAGGCAAGUUCGAUCGGUAAAAUUCGUGAGCUCACGUAAGUAUCGCAUUAUUUUGACAAAUUAAAUAUGAUUUCUUCUUCUUUAAUUAUCAGCCAUUAAUUUCUUUUUUUUUUUUUGUUUUAUUUACCAUAAUAAAUGAUAAAUAAUAUAUAUGUGCACGAUAUUUUAAUCUCUGUAGAUAUACUCGAGUUGACUGUACUUCUAAUGCGAGUCACGAGCAUUAUGAAAUAAACUGUUUGAUUAGCCUUCGGAACAGUCGUGAUUGUAAAUACCGAACGAACGUCGAACGUUGUUACUUCAUUAAGGAAACUCAUUUUACAUUUUGUGUUAAAAUAUAUAUUAUUUUGUCAAUUUGUUCUCAACGUUGAUGAAAAAUUAUUUUGUUUAGAUCGUGCGUUCGGAAUGUGAGAGAUCUAAAAAUAAUUGAAAGUAUAGAAUUGUAAUGGUUUAUGACGGAUCGUUCGUUAUCGCGAUGAUAAUUCAAAAACGUUCGCAAACAAAAGUAACAUCGUAUGAAAUAUUUCAAUUUUAAAACGGCGCGAAAUCUUGGAAAGUGGAAAUUUAUUAGAGUCGUUUUUUUAUCAGAUAUCAGUAUUUAUUAGUAGCAUCGACGACUUUACUAAAUAUAUUUCAUUCGUUAUCUCUUUCGAUUAUUUGAAUUAGGUUUAUUCUCUACGCCAUUGAACGACGAGCUGAACUCCAGCUUAUGAUUAAGUAGUCGGUGAAUGGUGAAUCGUAGAAUGGUGAACAUGGAUAAAGAAAAUUUUGAAUUUUCUAUUGAUCGUGGGGGCACUUUCACUGACGUCUAUGCGAGAUGUCCUGGCGGGAAAAUUAGAGUUAUGAAAUUAUUAUCUGUUGAUCCUGCUAAUUACGAGGAUGCGCCUCGUGAAGGAAUUCGUAGGAUACUCGAACAGAUUUUAGGAAACUGGAGUGAAAAUGAAUGGUGAAGUGGAUACUUCGAAGAUAGCUUGGAUUCGAAUGGGAACGACGGUAGCUACGAACGCGUUAUUAGAACGCAAAGGUGCUAAAAUGGCGUUAUUGUUGAAUGAAGGUUUCAAGGAUCUUCUUUUUAUUGGCAAUCAGGCGAGGCCAAACAUUUUUGACUUGGAAAUAGUAACACCAGAAGUUUUGUAUAAGAGAGUAGUCGAAGUAAGAUGUAGAGUGAUACCAGCAUUGCCAGGAAGAUGUCAACUCGUUAAAGAUUCUUGGAGAAAAGUUAAAGGUUCGACAGGAGAAGAUUUGUUCGUAAUGCAAGAAUUAAAUGAAGAGAAAUUAAAAAAAGACUUGUUGGAAUUGAAACAAUCAGGAAUCGAAAGUAUCGCUGUUGUUUUGGCGCACAGUUACACAUAUGCCGAACAUGAAAUAAGAGUUGGGGAAUUGGCCAAAGAACUCGGAUUUUCUCAAAUAUCUCUUUCUCAUCAAGUGAUGCCAAUGGUUAGGAUCGUUCCACGAGGAUUUACGACUUGUGCUGAUGCUUAUUUAACACCGCACAUCAAACAAUAUCUUCAGGGAUUUUCCUCGAGAUUCAAAGACAAUUUGAAAGGUGUUAACGUUUUAUUUAUGCAAAGCGAUGGUGGAUUAACUCCUAUGAAUUCAUUUAAUGGAUCACGAGCUAUAUUGUCCGGUCCAGCUGGCGGUGUCGUUGGAUAUGCCAUGACGACUUAUGGUAAAGAAACUGAUUUACCUGUAAUCGGCUUUGACAUGGGAGGAACUUCGACCGAUGUCAGUCGUUAUGGUGGAAGUUACGAACACGUUUACGAGAGUACCACAGCUGGUGUAACGAUACAAGCUGCUCAGUUGGACGUAAAUACUGUUGCGGCUGGAGGUGGAUCGAUGCUUUUCUUCAGAUCGGGUCUUUUUGAAGUAGGACCUGAAAGUGCUGGAGCCCAUCCAGGACCUGCUUGUUAUAAGAAGAACGGUCCGUUGGCAGUAACUGAUGCAAAUUUAGCUUUGGGUCGGUUACUUCCUGAAUAUUUCCCACAGAUUUUUGGUCCUAACGAGAACGAACCCUUGGACAAACCUCGGACGAUGGAAGCUUUUGAAAAACUUACAAACGAGAUCAAUGAGUUUCUGAUACACGAAGGCUUGAGAUCUGAAUCUGAUAAAAUGACGAUUGAAGAAGUUGCGAUGGGAUUCAUAAAGGUUGCUAAUGAAACUAUGUGUCGACCAAUUCGUGCUCUAACACAGGCUAAGGGUUACGAUACUUCACGUCACGUUUUAGCGUGCUUUGGUGGUGCUGGUGGUCAACAUGCGUGCGCUAUAGCUCGUUCACUCGGUAUGAACACCGUUUUUGUUCACAAAUAUGCUGGAAUUUUGUCAGCAUAUGGUAUGGCAUUGGCUGAUGUUGUAGAAGAAGCACAGGAACCUAGUGCUGAGAUAUAUGAAAAAAGUUCUUUUCAAAGAUUGGAUGAACGUUUAGAUAUUCUCGCAGCAAGAGCAAGAAAGAAGUUGGCUCAACAAGGUUUUGAUUAUCUUCAGAUACACGUAGAAUCAUUUUUACAUUUACGUUAUGAAGGUACUGACUGUGCUCUAAUGUGUUCACCAAAACUUGAUUCUGAAAAUUCUUCGGAAUCACCAAAACACGGCGAUUUUCUUGCAACUUUCUUAGAAAGAUAUCAAACAGAAUUUGGAUUCACUAUGCCUAAUCGAAAGAUUUUGGUAAAUGAUAUCAGAAUUCGUGGAACCGGAAAGACGAUGAUAACCGAGGAUAAAACUCUACCUUCGUUCUCUAAAUCUGCGAAACCAGAAAAAUCGACUAUGGUAUACUUCGAAGGAGGAUAUCAAGACACCAAAGUUUUUCAAUUGAGCUCACUUUUACCAGGACACAUUAUAGAAGGUCCUGCGAUAAUUAUGGACAGUUUAAGUACUCUGUUAAUAGAACCAGAUUGUACAGCGUCUAUUACUUCGAAAGGAGAUAUCAAAGUUAUAAUUGGCAAAGGAAUUCGUCCAAAAGUUACAACCGAUUUGGACACCAUUCAACUCAGUAUUUUUUCUCAUCGUUUCAUGAGUAUCGCCGAACAAAUGGGAAGAAUCUUACAAAGAACAUCUAUCUCGACGAACAUCAAAGAAAGAUUAGAUUUUUCUUGCGCUGUGUUUGGUCCAGAUGGUGGUCUUGUUUCGAACGCUCCACAUAUACCAGUCCACUUGGGUGCUAUGCAAGAAACAGUUCAAUAUCAAAUGAAAGUUUUUAAAGGCAAAUUUACACGAGGAGAUGUGAUACUUUCUAAUCAUCCUUCGGCUGGUGGCUCACAUCUUCCAGAUCUCACUGUAAUUACACCUGUAUUUUAUAGGGAUGUGGAACAACCGGUAUUCUUUGUGGCCAGUCGUGGUCAUCAUGCUGACAUAGGUGGAAUAACGCCUGGUUCGAUGCCACCACAUUCGACCACGUUGCUUCAAGAAGGUGCAGCGUUUAAGAGCUUUCUGCUCGUUCACAAAGGUGUUUUUCGGGAGAAGGAAUUAACAGAGGCUUUGAUGGAACCUGGUAAGAUUCCAGGAAGCUCAGGCACCAGAAAUCUUGCUGAUAAUUUGAGCGAUCUCAAAGCACAAAUAGCUGCUAAUCACAGAGGAACUCAGUUGGUGAACGAACUGAUCGAUAUUUAUGGCCUUGACGUUGUUCAAGCGUACAUGGGUCACAUUCAACAGAAUGCCGAACUUGCUGUUAGGGAUAUGUUGAAGUUGGUCGGUAAUAAAGUACUUCGGGAUAGUGGGAGUAGCAGCGUCACUGCCGUCGAUUAUCUCGACGAUGGUAGCCGGAUUAAGUUGCAAUUAGACUUUGACGUUGAGAAGGGUGAAGCAGUUUGUGAUUUCACUGGCACUGGAUAUGAAGUUUGGGGUAAUUGUAAUGCACCACGUGCUGUAACACUUUCGGCACUUAUUUAUUGUCUCAGAUCUAUCGUUGGACGGGACGUACCGUUGAAUCAAGGAUGUUUGAAACCUGUCAAGGUUAUUAUUCCCAAGGGUUCUCUUUUGGAUCCCUCUGAUGGAGCUGCCGUAGUCGGUGGUAAUGUUUUGACCUCUCAACGAGUCGUUGAUGUUGUUCUGCAAGCUUUUGGAGCUUGUGCUGCUUCUCAAGGAUGUAUGAAUAAUGUUACGCUUGGUACAGUCGAAUGGGGUUAUUAUGAAACUGUUGCUGGUGGUAGUGGAGCUGGUCCAACGUGGGAUGGUAGAGGUGGCGUUCACACACACAUGACCAACACGCGAAUUACCGAUCCAGAAAUAUUAGAAUUACGUUAUCCGGUGAUACUAAACAAAUUUUCUCUUCGCCCUGGAACCGGUGGUGAGGGUGCACAUCGUGGUGGUGAUGGUGUCAUACGGGAAAUGAUUUUCAGAGCACCAAUGACGUUAUCGGUAUUAACUGAAAGACGAGUCCAUUGUCCUCCAGGCUUAGCGGGUGGUUCACCGGGUGCUCGUGGCAAAAAUACACUCAGAAAGAUGGAUGGUAGAAUGAUCAGUUUAGGUCCGAAAACUGCGGUGCCCGUCCACGCUGGGGAUAGCUUCAUCUUAGAAACACCCGGUGGAGGUGGUUAUGGUUCCCGUGAUACAAAGCAGCCAUCUUUUACGAGGACAGCAUCUCGAACGUUCCUAGAACGUGGGAGCGUUUUCGAGUAUAGAAAAGCUCAGGAAUCCGUAUAACACAAAGUUAAGUCCUAGAGAAUCGAUUUAAUCUGUUCGUUACAUCACUGGUUACAAGUUACUCAUCGUCUAACGCUUCUUCGUAUCAAAUGUGCGUGUGUGUAUCUAUGAAAGUUUAUAUAGCUAGCUAAGAGAAUUUGGUAAUAGUUACUUACGAAGUAUGCACCUGGAAGGAAGAGGAAGGAGGGAGGGAUUAUCGGUAGUUUGAUACACUUGAAAGGAUAACUCAACGUAUACGACAGGUUUAGGAAGUUUAGUUAACUUUGAUAGGAAGAAUGUGUCGUUCUGGAUAGAUAAUAAAUUUCAAAGAAAAUUAUUAUUAUUAUUAUUGUAUAUUUUAUUGAAAUAAUCGAAAUAUUAUAAUAAAGAUGGAUCUUAAUUAUGAUAAUUAUGAUCUUUAUAUAACGCUGAUAUUGUUACAAUAAAAUUUGUCGUAUCGCUUCGAUUUA
This is a messenger RNA of Vespula vulgaris, 5808 nucleotides long. RefSeq names its product 5-oxoprolinase. The record is from RefSeq and is a predicted model, not a curated record. Gene Ontology annotation, cellular component: cytosol. The transcript has 21 exons. Gene Ontology annotation, molecular function: 5-oxoprolinase (ATP-hydrolyzing) activity. Gene Ontology annotation, biological process: glutathione metabolic process. Bases 1664 to 5359 code for a protein of 1231 amino acids. Lineage: Eukaryota; Metazoa; Arthropoda; Insecta; Hymenoptera; Vespidae.